AUGGCAAUCCCCUACUACACGGGGCGCAUGACCGACUGGAUCGUGAGCGAGGACGACCCCUCGGCCUUCGUCCGGGCCAUCUGGGCCAUGUCCCUCAUCACCGUCGGCAGCGCAGUGACAGAGUUUGUGUCCGACUGUCUCUAUAACGGCACCAUGAACCGGAUUCACAUGCGAAUCCAGAGCCGGGUCUUCAGCUCCGUCCUGCGCCAGGAGAUCGGCUUCUUCCACGCCAACCGCACUGGGGACGUCACGUCGCGGGUGACGGCCGACACGGACGCCAUGAGCGAGGCGCUGAGCGAGAAGCUGAACUUGCUGAUGUGGUACCUGAUGCGGGGAGUCUUCCUCUAUGCCCUGAUGGUGCAGGUGUCGCUGCGCCUGGCGCUCCUCACCGCCGUGGGGCUGCCCCUCAUCCUGCUGGUGCCCAAGCUCUCCGGGAAAUUCCACCAGAGCCUGGCGCAGCGGGUGCAGGAGUCCCUGGCCAAGGCCAACGAGGUGGCGGUGGAGACCUUCCAGGCCAUGGCCACGGUGCGCAGCUUCGCCAACGAGGAGGGGGCCGCCCGGCGCUACGGGCAGCGGCUGCAGGAGACCUACCGGCUCAACCAGCAGGAGGCAGCCGCCUACGCCGCCUCCAUGUGGACCAACAGCCUGUUGGGGCUGGCGCUGAAGGUGGGGAUCCUGUACUACGGGGGGCGGCUGGUCACCGCCGGGGCCGUCAGCACCGGGGACCUGGUCACCUUCGUCCUCUACGAGAUGCAGUUCACCACGGCCGUGGAGGUGCUGCUCUCCGUCUACCCCAGCGUGCAGAAGGCCGUGGGCUCCUCAGAGAAGAUCUUUGAGUACAUGGAGCGGACGCCCCGGAUCAGCCCCCCCGGGACGCUGGCCCCCCCCUCCCUGCGCGGGCACCUCCAGGUGCAGGACGUCUGGUUCUCCUACCCCGGCCGGGACGACACCCCCGUGCUCAAGGGGGGGUCUCUGGAGCUGCGCCCCGGGGAGGUGACGGCGCUGGUGGGCCCGUCAGGCGCGGGGAAGACGGCGCUGGUGGCCCUGCUGGAGCGUUUCUACGAGCCCCAGCGCGGGCGCCUGCUGCUGGACGGGCGGGACCUGCGGGAGUACGAGCACCAUUACCUGCACAGCAAGGUGGCGCUGGUGAGCCAGAAGCCGGUGCUGUUCGCCCGCUCGCUGCACGAGAACAUCGCCUACGGGCUGGGGGGGCGCAGCCGCCAGGAGGUGACGGGGGCUGCCCAGCGCGCCAACGCCCACGGCUUCAUCGCCCAGCUCAGCCACGGCUACGACACAGAUGUUGGGGAGAUGGGGGGGCAGAUCUCGGGGGGGCAGAGGCAGGGGGUGGCCAUCGCCCGAGCCCUGCUCCGAGACCCCCGAGUGCUGAUCCUGGAUGACGCCACCAGUGCCCUGGAUACGGAGAGUCAGCUGCUGGUGGAGAAGGAGAUUUACGAGGGCGCCCGGGCCGGGCGCUCGGUGCUGCUCAUCGCCCAUCGCCUGAGCACCGUGGAGCGAGCCGACCGCAUCCUGGUGCUGGAGGACGGGGAGAUCCGGGAGCAGGGCACCCACCGGGAGCUGCUGGCGCGCCGGGGCAGCUACUGGCGCCUGGCGCAGAAACAGCUCAACGGAGACGAGGGGGGCGGUUCCAAGGAUGGGCUGGGGGCUGGGGGGCCGUGA
Molecule: messenger RNA, 1677 nt
Organism: Mauremys reevesii (Reeves's turtle)
Lineage: Eukaryota; Metazoa; Chordata; Testudines; Geoemydidae
Gene: TAP1
Product: transporter 1, ATP binding cassette subfamily B member
Exons: 10
Coding region: 1-1677 (558 amino acids)
Biological process (GO): transmembrane transport
Cellular component (GO): membrane
Molecular function (GO): ABC-type oligopeptide transporter activity; ATP hydrolysis activity; ATP binding
Source: RefSeq, a predicted model, not a curated record